Messenger RNA from Paramacrobiotus metropolitanus, 3614 nucleotides. Its product is annotated as nuclear pore complex protein Nup153-like. The record is from RefSeq and is a predicted model, not a curated record. The coding region runs from base 282 to 3281 and encodes 999 amino acids. NCBI's taxonomy places the organism in Eukaryota, Metazoa, Tardigrada, Eutardigrada, Parachela, Macrobiotidae. The transcript has 9 exons.
CUGUCUAAUUUUGUCGUCUGGAAUUUUCGUCUUUUUUGUCGGGUUUCUGGAGUAUCUCCUCUUGUCUGCGUUCAGCUGUCAAGAACUACGCCAGUUUUAUGGUUCUUCUCAACGUUCAAUGAUUUUUAAAUGUAGUAACAGCGCCGUUUGAUUAUAUUGGCUAAUCAAAGUACCGACGGUAUUUGAAGAGUGGGGAGCUGGUUUUCCCCUUCGGUUUAUCUGUGAUCGUCUCAAGAGUCGAUAAAUUCCGUACAAGUUGAGUGGCCACAUCUUCCGAUCCAAUGGAAACAGACGAUGUUGAGUUUCAACCUGUUGGGCAAACGGAAGAGGGCUAUUAUCUUGACGGGAGUCCGGCGUCCGUUCCCAGUGCGCUAGAACGACCAAGUAUUGGUCAGAGUGUUGCUCAAGCGGCUAGUUUAUUGAAUCCGUUCAACUGGUUUAAGAAGGAGCCCUCGCGAAGACCCCCGCCAUAUUCGCGACCACCUCCGCGCCGAGCACCGCCACCCAAUCGCCCUGCCAUCCUCAUCCCCCGCCAUGCGCCUGCUGAGCCCCCCGAACAGCCCAAUAAACGGCGGAAGGUCUAUGAAAUCGAGUUUGGCAAGAUCAUUAAGCGGGAGGAGUACGGCGAAAAUCCGCCGACGAAUGGCGCGAUGCCACCCAAUGUGGACCUCAUGGUGGAUGAGCGACCCCCCAAGAGUCCCACUUCGAGUGUUGGUAGUUAUUUAACAGAGGACGAAGAUUCGGACCUAGAAGUGUUGUCUUCAUCUUCGUCGUCGAUCGUGAAUCGUCGGAAGAAAUUGUCUGAAGGAUCAAGAACUUCAGGUUCUUCCCGUGAUAUAUUCGACUCGGACAGGAAACCCAGCUCAUCGGGGCUGCCUCGCUUUCCGCUGAGCGAACGACGAGAUCUCUCUAGUCCAUUAUCAUCUGCAUCAUCUCGCCAGACUACCGGAUUGCCGUCUGUUCUAACGCCUUCGCGAUCAUCCCAAGUUAGCACUAACGUUCAGCAUCAUCCUUUAAUGUCUGAGGUGCAAUCACCCGUGAGCAGUGCCACAUCUGCUACUCCGCCACAAGCCACACUCAACAAGAAGCGCAACUUUCAGGAAGUCGAUAAGGACGAGGCACUGCCGAGUUUCUUUUCCACUUUCCCACGGUCGGCGGACCGAAGAUCGUCGGGUGUGCUGCCCGUUUCGCGUUUCGGCUCGCGAGUAUCGGAAGUUCAGGCGGGCAGCAGUGGGAAUAGCGGUCCACUGGCGACGAAUUUGAGUAAACGCUACCUGGGCAACAGUGGCGUGAAAAUCCCGUUAAAUACACAGUCGGACUCGGCCCGCUCCAGUCCCGCGAGCUCCGAGCUGGAGAAAAUGUUUCCGCCGUUGAAACGCAUGCCCAUGCCUGGCCGAUCCUCCUCCCCGCUUCAGUCAGCAGAUAAAUCGGCGAACCGCAAUCGUUUGAAGUUGGAGAAUUUGGAUUACAAAUACGUUGUCCGUUCCCCUGUUGUCCUGCCCACAGAUGGACAGGAUUUUGUGUUUAAUGCGUCUAUCGUGGUGCCCAGCGGCGCUCUAGCUCAAACAAUUGACAUUAGUGGAUUUUCAACCGAACCCUCCCCCCGCCAUUCACCACCACCGAAAAUACAUCGUUGUCGUCUUUGUGGCAUUUCCGUGAAGAGUGGCGAACAAGAAUGUAGUGAAUGCACCGGAGCGCGCGCCACUCCACAAGAUACCGUGCGCAUUGAGCACAUGGAAAGUAAGAAAAAAGAGACGACUGUUGUUGAGACAGGAGGUUGGACGUGCAAAAACUGCGGUAAUCAUUACUCGGAACGUACUGAGCGCUGUGUGGAGUGCGGCGCGAAGAAACCAGCUGGUAAGGCCAUAGAAAAGCCUUCGAGCACGGUUAAACCUUCCACAUCAUCGGAAAGUGUAGAGUCCGUAAAAGUCCCUGCGUCUACUUCGAAGGAGACCGUUCCGCGGACAGGGCAGCCGGAGACUGCGUCUAGAGCUCCAUUGGAGGUAGAAAAAACAACGGAAUUCUCCAGUAAAGAUGCCAGCGCAACCACUACCGCUGCUCCCUCAACGUUCGUUGAUAUUUGGUCGAAAAAGAAAUCCGGAUGGGACUGUCAAGAAUGUUUCGUAAGCAAUAAGGACGGCCAGAAUGCGUGUGCGUCAUGUGGAACACCCCGACCUGGAGCCGCCUCCACUUCUUCCGCUGCUUCAUCAGCGGCUGCUGCUCCUGCGCCAAGUUUUUCAUUUGGAUCGGGUGCCAUGAAUUUUCAGUUCGGCGCUCCGUUAGCAAAGCCAACUGAGCCUUCUGCGCCGGCUUCUACGGCUGCCCCAGUGACAACUGGUGGAUUCUCCUUUGGAUCAAAGCCAUCGGCAUCCACAAACGAGCCGGCAGUGUCCACGGGGAUAUUUGGCGCUCCGAUUACGACAUCACUACCUUCGUUCAAUUUUGGCCAGCCGCCAGUGUCUGGUACGAGUACGGCACCCCCCAUUGCGGGUUUCGGGUUUGCUCCAGCUGCACCGAUAGCAAACGGAUUACCGGUGUCUGCGCCAAGUAAAGUGGACUUUACUCCGGUCAUUACCAGUACAAGUUCGACUUUUGAUGCUCCCAGGCCGUCAUCAACGGGCUCUGUUUUUGGUGGAUUCAGUCUUGGCACCGCAGCGGCGCCUAGCGAGCCUGCCAAGCCAGCAUUUCAGUUUGGAUUGAAUGCGCCGUCUCAAAGCUCUGGUUCUUCGCUUUUCGGCGGUCUGGCGAAUGGUCUGAGCACAUCGGCGUCCACUGCGCCCACAUCUGGACUGCCCACGUUUGGCGCCGAAGGACAGGUCAAAGCAGCGGUUACUGCCGCACCUGGUAAUCCUGCGCCGUUCAUGUUUGGCCAAAGCAAUCCUGCCGCUGCCUCGACUUUUCCGGGAUUUACUGCACAAAUCCCAUCCACUACCGGGUUUGGUGCUGCUCCCGGUGGAUUCUCUUCUUCAGUUGCGACUACAAGCGGCAAUUCGGGUGUCACUUUUGGAAGCAACUUGUUCGGUCAAAGUAAAUCGGAAGCGCCACCGUCGGGAUCACUGUUCAAUUUCGGACAGCCGUUACAGAACGGGCAAACGUCUACUUUACCAUCAAGCCAGUCGAUUGCCGGUGGAAUUUCUUCGCAGCCAAAUGCUCAAGUGCUGAGUAUAUUGGGAUCACAGCAGCCUGCCAUGCCUGGUCAGCCCGGAACAUUUGGAAGCAUGGGUGGACCUCCCAAUGCCCGGCGAAUUUUAAAAGCAAAACGGAAUAUCACACAAAGGUGAAUCCAUGGAGUCUGUAGACGGGGUGCGGCGAUUGCUUGCCGUGAUUGCUAAGUUGAUAAUUUAUGCAGUUUUCUUUCGGGUUACUUUCAUACCUUUUUGUUCAAAGGUGACAAUAUGUGGUACUAGAAAUUUUUGACGGCCAAUUAUUUUAAAUAUGGAUUGUUAAAGAAGAUGUUUUUAAUGACGAGGGAUAUUCAUACUGUGGCUUUGCUUUAUUGUCUUAACUUGAUGUCGUUUUCUUUUGGGAUGGAUGUUAUUUUUUCGGGUUUGGCAAUGAUGCCCAGUUGCCCAUCUAGUGCUGAAUUUUGCAAUGCGAUAAACAACAAAAACAUG